GGUACAUAUUGAUUGUUUUUUUUUGGUGAUAGGUAUAUAUAUACCCAAAAAUUAAAUGGUAAUAUUAUUUUUUUGAUUUUACUCAAUUUUUAGUUUGCAUCAAAAAUGGGCGAUACUGAUGAUUUUUACGAGGGUGACGGUACAAUGGAGUCGCUUCCAACUUCACCUGAAGUCACCUACAACUGGGUUGACAUUACUGCCGACUUCUUCAAAUACAUACAAGAUCUUCAUCUAGGGGAAUUGCUACAUGAUGGUCAUCUCUUUGGUUUGUUCGAGGCAAUGUCAGCCAUUGAGAUGAUGGAUCCUAAAAUGGAUGCUGGAAUGUUGUGCAACAGAGGAAAUCCAAAGCCUUUAAAUUUUCAGCAAGCUGUUAUGUGUGGAAAAUUAAAGAUAGAAAAUUUAGAACCAAGUGAAAUAAUAGGAAUUAUCGAUGCAACUGUAGCUUGUAUUGUGUCUUGGUUGGAGGGACACUCACUCGCUCAGACAGUGUUCACAAAUGUGUAUCUACACCAGCCCCACUCAAUUAUAGAUAAACCUUUAAAAGCGUUUUGUAUCGCUGUGUACAAGCUACUGGACUGUAUCAGAGAUUGUAUAAAUAAAGCUCAAGUGUUUGAAGAAGAGGAUUUCUUACCAAUGGUCUAUGGCUAUCGAUUAGGUUCAAAUUUACAAUCUGGUAAUACAUAUGACGCUAGUCUAGAAGUUAGCGAACAGAAAUGUAUUUCUAUGCUACGAGAACAAGAAGAGGAGUUAAAUAAGAAAGCAAGAAGUCAAGAUGAUGAGGCUGAAUUAUGGGCUGCAUUAGCAGCUAGAAUCAGAUUUACUAGAAUGUUCUAUCAAGCACUACUAUUAAUAACUAAAAGAGACUCCCAAUCUGGUGCUGACUGUGUUGCUCUUUUAAAUGGAUGCUCAGAAAUGAUGAAGGUUAUUAUUAAAACAGCUGGUAAAGGAAGUCAACCACUUGAAAAUUCUGAUUCUCCAAAUCCAAUGGGAUUUGAACCAAUGAUAAACCAGCGUCUUUUACCGCCAACGUUUCCCCGAUACACGCGUAUCAAGCCAAGAGCCGAAGCAUUGCAAUACUUUGAUGAACUGGUUACAAGACUCCGACAUGCAUGGAAAAUAACUUCGUGCACGAAUUUUCACACUGCUUUAGAUUUUUUCAUGGAAUUCAGUCGUCAACGAGCCUGUAUUUUAUCUAGAUCAGCAUUACAAUUGCUAUAUUUAAGUCCAUCGCCUGCAACGACUGCAUCUAUGGUUCAGAACAAUAUUAAUACCCCACAAGGCCAGCGACCUCAACAUGCGUUUAUAGAAAUUCUAAGAGAAUCAAUCAAGUCAUUUGUCAAUCCUCCUGCGUUGAAUAUGAAACCAGGAGUUGGGCCUAAUCCUCCAGUCCGUGAGUUUGUAGAGAACUUUUUAGCUCGUUGCGUUCGACCGUUUGCGGUUCUAUUACAAGUCUGCGGACACAACCGCGCGCGACAGCGAGACAAACUUGCACUGCUGUUGGACGACUUUGCCACGCUACAGGAAGAGGCGGACAGCGUGGACGCGCUGGUGAGCGGCGCGGGCGGUCCGCCGCGCGCAUGCUUCGGCACGUGGCUGCUGUACCACGUGCUGCGGGUCAUGAUCGCCUACCUGCUGUCCGGGCUCGAGCUCGAGCUGUACAGCGUGCACGAGUACCACUACAUAUUCUGGUACCUGUACGAGUUCCUGUACGGCUGGCUGCUGUCGGCGCUGGGCCGCGCGGAGGGGCUGGCGGCCGAGCGCAAGGACGGCAAGAAGGCGGUGCGCAAGAAGAAGCGCAGCCGGCCGUACGCGCGGGAGGGGCUCAUGUGCCAAGUGAUGCAGAACAUGUGCGGGGGCUACUUCAAGGCUCUAGUCGCCUUUAAACUACAAGGCAAGAUUCGCCAGCCACAGUCGGAGUUCGACAACGAAGCAGUUCGCUAUAAACACAGAUUCGCUCCACUGUCGGUUUUGACUCCGCCACAAGUUCACUAUCACGAGUUCUGUGAACUGACACAGCCAUUGCAAUACGAAAAUCCUGUAAUAUUAUAUGUCGCCGGUUGUAAACACUUUCAGCAAGCGAGGACAUUCUUAGAAACAAUCACAAUACCAGACCAAGAGGUAACCGAUCUUCUGAAAGUAGCAAAAACUAAUUUUGUAGUCUUAAAAUUAUUAGCGGGCGGUCAUAAAAAGGACUCGACUACGCCGCCCGAAUUCGAUUUUUCUGUACAUAGACACUUUCCUAUAAUUAAAUUAGUGUAAUAAAUGC
Messenger RNA from Melitaea cinxia (Glanville fritillary), 2266 nucleotides. It is a transcript of the gene Naa35, whose product is annotated as N-alpha-acetyltransferase 35, NatC auxiliary subunit. Gene Ontology annotation, biological process: N-terminal peptidyl-methionine acetylation. The record is from RefSeq and is a predicted model, not a curated record. The transcript is spliced from 14 exons. The coding region runs from base 106 to 2259 and encodes 717 amino acids. NCBI's taxonomy places the organism in Eukaryota, Metazoa, Arthropoda, Insecta, Lepidoptera, Nymphalidae. Gene Ontology annotation, cellular component: NatC complex.